This is a messenger RNA of Doryrhamphus excisus (bluestripe pipefish), 1087 nucleotides long. RefSeq names its product ependymin-2-like. Lineage: Eukaryota; Metazoa; Chordata; Actinopteri; Syngnathiformes; Syngnathidae. Gene Ontology annotation, biological process: cell-matrix adhesion. Gene Ontology annotation, cellular component: extracellular region; lysosome. The record is from RefSeq and is a predicted model, not a curated record. Gene Ontology annotation, molecular function: calcium ion binding.
ACUGUGUCAUCUAAGGUUUAGCAGGUGGUCAUUAAGCGGCAUAAAGAGGCUGAACUUUAUCCCAGUGUGAGUGUGCUGGUGUUUAUAAGGAAGUAGCUCCUCCUUCCUUAUUCAUUGUUGCCAGUGUGGAAGCUUUGCGAGGUACAAACAUGCAGGUUCUAGUUGUGUUUGCUUGCUUUCUAGCAGCUUGUCUGGCCCAGAAGCCUCGCCCGUGCAUGAGCCCUCCUCUUCUGAGUGGCGAAAUGUCAGUGGCCACACAAAAUGAAAAGCUGUUUGCUUUCAUUCGCUACCUCUAUGACGCUUUGGGAGAGAGGGUCAGGCUCCAAGAGAUGGGAUAUUACCAGAAUCAGUCCUUCACCUAUGAUGCUCUUUUGCUCUUCAGAGAGGCCACCAUGUACGAGAUCAACAAUCAAGACCACACAUGCAAGAGGAAGCCCCUGAAGGUCGAUUUCCACCCGAUGGCAAUCCCGAAGAACGCCACUCUGUUGGGUCAGGCUGUUUUGGGAAGCUCCUCCGGCCCGGGUGAGGGGCUCCUCGUCAACUCGUGGACGGGCACCAUUCCCAACACUGGAGGACAUUACUUGAGCACAGUCACCGAAUUUGGAUGCAUACCUAUCUCCACGGCCUACCAAACUAAGUCUUUUGGAUGGAUGGUGACAAGUUUCGUCAACAAUGUCAUUGGUAUCCUGGACCCCAGUCAGCUCAAUCCACCAGACUUCUGCCAAGACGCGUCACACGAGGAGCCAGUUGAUUUCUUCAGCUUGUUCCAGAUGAAAUGAGUGUGUGUUUUCAAGUGAUACAAGAUGUCAAGUCACUCGUCAACUUAUUAUGCAUAAGAGAAAAUGAGCCUGUAACAAAUAUUCCUGCUUUUGCAACAUUUUGGGGUUACUUGUAGUCCUUAAAUUACACUUCAAUCAUGCUAACAUACACACUGUCCUCCGGAUACGGAAUAUAAGUUGUUUACAUUAGCGAAAAACACUUACAUACGAUGUUUUGGACCUCAAGUGGUCAGUUUUUUUAUUGUCGUUUUUUAAACUAAAUUUUGGCAUUUGGUGAUUUGUUUUUUAACUCAAUAAACGAAUAUCAA